This is a messenger RNA of Dibothriocephalus latus, 693 nucleotides long. NCBI's taxonomy places the organism in Eukaryota, Metazoa, Platyhelminthes, Cestoda, Diphyllobothriidea, Diphyllobothriidae. The record is from the annotation of a GenBank genome assembly.
AUGGGUGCCUUUCCUUAUUGUGGAGGAACUCUAAUUGCGAGCAAGUGGGUUUUGACAGCCGCUCACUGCAUUUAUAAUGUCCUUCAAUGCCGACCUGUCACGUAUGGUCAACUCUUCGACAUUCGUGCUGUCACGGGACAUGACAUGGCUGUUAGUGUGGCAGACCAUCAAUACACUUCUCGUGACCGUCCGAGUUACAACGUUCGAGUGACAGGCGUAGUCAUUCAUCCCAAUUAUGUGCGAGAAGAUCACGGAUUUGACAUGGCACUACUGCGAUUGGGCCGUGAAGUGAAACGAUAAUAUGCGUGUCUUCCUGAACGGGGAUUCACUCUCCCCGUUGGCCACUUCUGCUACUUUGCUGGUUGGGGUCUGCUCCCUAAUCCGCCCAAUGCGCCGUUCGAGUACCCUCCUGAAAAUCUGAUGGAAUUAGAGAUUCCGAUUAUAUCGAAUUCUCAAUGCAAAGUAUUACAUCCGCUUAUGAACGAAAUGCAGGACGUCUGUACGGAUGGCGCUUAUGGGAUGGCCUGUCGCGGUGACAGCGGAGGGGGACUACAUUGUUUUGACGGAUCCAAAUGGGUUGUUUACGGCGUGAGUACUUAUGGAAAAGAGCUUUGCUAUGACGGCCACAACGGAUUUGCUUUAACAGCACCCAAAGUCGACUGGAUUAACGCCAUCAUUUCUUCAUAUUCGUAA